Molecule: messenger RNA, 1622 nt
Organism: Thelazia callipaeda (thelaziosis nematode)
Lineage: Eukaryota; Metazoa; Nematoda; Chromadorea; Rhabditida; Thelaziidae
Source: the annotation of a GenBank genome assembly
AACAUAGAAAGUUGGACAUAUCUUCUAUCAAAUCGAGAAAGUCCCGUACGACUUGCAGCCCUUAAAUUGCUUGUCAACGUUUGCAAAUAUAGUGAAGAACCGAAUAUCAUAUUUUUUUUGAAAAGCUCUUUUAUUAACUUGCUUUUAACGAUAGAACCUCAGCAUUCAGAAGAAUUUUAUCGCCUUUUGACUGCUUUCUUAUGUGAUAGUACAUGCCCUCGCUCAACCAUUGAUGCAGUUGUGAGAAUUGUCCUAAAUAUGACAAUUCCGAACUCUUGUGCUCUUCACAUGUUGCAGUUCUUAGUUGCAAUUGCUGAAGCUCAUUCUCAUCUUUAUCAUCUUAUUUGUUCGUGGUCUGUGUUAAAGCUCAAGGAAAAUACAAAUUUGACCAGAUUCACACUUUUUUCGUGUUUGGUAUAUGCUCCAUUGAGUAACAUAGCUAUUCUUCCCAAAAAUCAUUUGGAUAUUUGGGGGGAUGAUCCGUGGUUAAAGUAUCUUGUUGCGCGGUCAGCUAUGCGAACUGGGCAUUUGAAGCUUGCAGCUCUUCCUUUGCUAAAUGCAAUUUAUGACAAAGCAAAGUCGUUCAAAACCAGAAUAUGGCUAAAUGCUUUGCGAUAUAUUUGUAAUUCCGCACCUUCUGAAUUCACAGUUCAAGCUUUUGAAUGUUCUGUCGAAAAUUUGAACAAUGCUCGUCUAUCACUUUCGUCCUUGUGCUCUUCACGAAAUCUUCGACAUUAUUUCAUUUUUGGGCUACGUUUUGUGGAAUGCUUAAGCAGCAUGUAUGCGACUCUGCACGCUUUCUUAAUUGUUUUAAAUACAAACUUAUCACUUGCUGGUGAUUUAACUUCCUUCGCCUUGAGAAAGACUACUUUCCACUUACGUGCUUGUGCAUUAAAAAUGGAAGUAUGUCGCGGUAAGUGGUUGGACUUGUACAAACGGUGUUUUGAUGCCGAUAAUAAUACUCUUACUUUUUUGGAGCUGUAUAGUAUAAUGUGUUCGGUGUUUAGUUCUGGCAUUCAAAUGCUUACAGAGCAACAGCCAUUGUCCCCUUUGAUAGUAUCUGUUUCCUCGCACUAUUCAUUGGCAAACAGACAUUUACGAUCAUUACUUUUAUGGGCCAAAGUAGAAAUUGGAAAAAUGGAUGUUAUACCUGUAGAAAAAAGAUUGACGAAAAAGAACUUGGAGCUAGUUGUUGAUGUAUUUAAAAAUCUUUCUGGUCUACCGAUAUGUGUUCCGCGAUUUUUUUUCCAGCAACUUAAGUACACUCAAAUAAAACUGAAUGUUCUCCCGCAGCCUGAACUAAUGGAGAAAGCUAUUAAUGUUUCAUCCAAUCAUAAAGUACCGAUAUUAGUUGAAGGAGCCAUUGAAUCUACGCAUAUGUCUUCUGUAUAUGCUGUAACUGUGGAAGCCGUUGCGAGAUUCUCAUCAGACUCAAAUAAGGAUUACUUGGAAUCUCGAACUGUCACACCAAGUGAAGGAAAAUUUUUCAGUGCUCAAUUUCUUUUAUCAUUUCCAGAGAGCUGUACAAUGGAGUUUUUUGUAACUUUUGUGGAUCAGAAGACGAGGAGGCAGUGGCAAAGUGACGUGACUGCAGAAUUGAAAAUUUUUGUUUCAUCUUAAUU